This is a messenger RNA of Alosa alosa (allis shad), 7124 nucleotides long. It is a transcript of the gene dysf, whose product is annotated as dysferlin, limb girdle muscular dystrophy 2B (autosomal recessive). Lineage: Eukaryota; Metazoa; Chordata; Actinopteri; Clupeiformes; Clupeidae. The record is from RefSeq and is a predicted model, not a curated record. The transcript is spliced from 55 exons. Bases 267 to 6464 code for a protein of 2065 amino acids. Gene Ontology annotation, cellular component: T-tubule; membrane; cytoplasmic vesicle. Gene Ontology annotation, molecular function: calcium ion binding; calcium-dependent phospholipid binding. Gene Ontology annotation, biological process: plasma membrane repair; vesicle fusion; monocyte activation involved in immune response.
GAAAGAAAGAAGGAAAGAAAGAAAGAAAGAAAGAAAGGAAAGAAAGGAAAGAAAGAAAGAAAGGGAAACAUCUUGUGUCAUUCCAGCAAACCUGCACAGUUCUGCUCCACUCUCUGUGGUCCAGGAUAGAAGAAAGGGAAGACACAGCACAGCCUGGCUGCGAGUAUCCAUCCAGGGAUUCUCUUGUGCUUGUGUCUGGCGUGUGAUGUUUGGAUGGUUUAAGUUACUGAGGAGAGCCUGAGAGUUGUGGCUGUUGUUGUGGCAUCAUGUUGAGGUGUGUGCUUCAGAGGGCCACACACCUAGAGAGAGGGGACAGGCACAGCGACCCCCUGGCUAGCAUCACUUUCAGAGGGACGAAGAAGAAGACCAAAGUUGUCAAAAACAAUGUUAACCCAGUAUGGAAUGAGGGCUUUGAGUGGGACCUGAAAGGAGUGCCAUUAGACUCUGGUGCACAGAUCCAUGUGGUGGUCAAAGACCAUGAGAAAAUGGGCAGGAACAGGUUCCUGGGCGAAUGCCGAGUCUCUCUUCGAGAUGUCCUCAACUCCCCCAACCUGGCAGCAACCUUCACCGUGUCCUUAGUAGACACCAAAAAGAACAACACAGGGGCUACAGUGACCCUGCAGGUCUCCUACAUUCCUCCUCCUGGAAUGGCCCCGAUCUUUCAGCCUCCUCCCCAACCAGAGGCCGUGCACACGCCCGUAGAACUGGACACUGUGACAGUCUUCUCGUUGGACACCAUGGGCGAGGAUGACACGGAGAGCAUGCUGAUGAUGGAGACGGUGGAGGAGCCGGAGCCCAUGCCAGGCACCCCGGGGCCCCAGGAGCCAGGAGUGCCCACCGCCCCGCCCAAAAAAGCCCCCCCAAACUUCAACCCCAGUCUGAAGAAGAAGAAGCGCCAUAGCACGAGCAAAGCACCCCUACCAAAUAAACCCCAGGACCUGCAGGUACGGGUACGAAUUAUUGAGGGUCGACAGCUGCCAGGUGUCAACAUCAAACCUGUUGUGAAGGUCACUGUUGGUGGACAGACAAAGAGGACUCGUAUACGGAAAGGCAACAACCCGUUCUUUGAUGAGACGUUCUUCUUGAACUUCUAUGAAACACCAUCAGACCUGUUUGAUGAACCUAUAUUCAUCACAGUGCUGGACUCCAAGUCUUUGCGGACAGAUUCUGUGAUUGGUGAAUUCAAGAUGGAUGUGGGCAUGGUGUAUCACGAACACAGACAUGCAUUCCUCAGGAAGUGGCUGCUGCUCUCUGACCCCGAUGACCUCUCGGCAGGUGCCAGGGGUUACCUGAAAGUCAGUCUGUUUGUGCUGGCUGCUGGCGAUGAACCACCAAUGGAUAGAAAAGAGGGUGUUGAGGAGAAGGAGGACAUUGAGGGGGGGAAUCUGCCCCUCUUGGAUGAUGCCUUCAUGGAUGGCAUGAAACAGAUUCUAGGAUUUGAUUCUAACAGGAAAAACCUGGUUGAUCCUCUUGUGGAGGUCAACUUUGCUGGGAAAACGAUCUGCAGUAAGAUCCUGGAGAAGAACGCCAAUCCACAGUGGAAUCAGAGCUUGACUCUCCCUGUUCGGUUUCCUUCUAUGUGUGAGAAGAUGAGGAUCCGUGUUUUAGACUGGGAUCGAGCUAGUCACAACGACGUGAUUGGAACAUUAAACCUGUGCAUGUCUAAGAUCUCAGCCCCGGGAGGAGAGAUAGAAGUGGACGACAGUGUGGGUUUCCUGCCAACGUUUGGACCCUGUUAUGUCAACAUGUACGGGAGUCUUCGUGAGUUCAGUGUCCUCACUGACCCCAAUGAGGUCCUCAACCUGGGCAAGGGUGAAGGAGUGGCGUACCGUGGCCGUGUGCUAGUGGAGCUCAGCACCAAGCUGGUGGACCGGGGGGAGCAUCGGGUGGAGGACAUCCCCUUUGAUGAUCUUCUGGUGGUGGAGAAGUUCAUGCGGAAGAGGAAGUACUCCCUCUUCGCAUCGUUCUAUUCCGCCACUCUCCUGCAGGAUGUGGAUGACGCUAUUCAGUUCGAGGUCAGCAUUGGUAACUACGGCAACAAGUUUGACCACACCUGCCUUCCUUUGGCCUCUACCACCGGGUUCAGCAGGGCUGUGUUCGACGGCUGUCAUUACUACUAUUUGCCGUGGGGAAACGUGAAGCCUGUGGUGGUCCUGUCCUCAGAGUGGGAGGACAUCAGCCCACGCAUUGAGGCUCUUAACAUGCUGCUUAGUACUGCUGAACGUGUGGAGUCCAACCUGCAGCAGGUGCAGCUGGAGCUGAAAGCAGGAAAUGAUCUGGAGGACGUGGAAGCAAAGCUGGUCCAACUCCUGGACGAUGUCAUUGCAGAUUGCAGUGAAGAGCUGCCGGAGAUCGAUGACUGGCCAUGUGUGACCGCACUGGACAGAUCCCUGAGAAACCUGCGCAAGGUGAACCUGCAGCAGAUCGUGGAGGCGGCGCUGUCACUCAAACACGGAGCGGCCACGGACGUGAGCAUGGUACUGGACCUAGCUGAGGACUGGGCCCUGAGAUUGCGCAGCUUGGCAGAAGAGCCCCAAAACAGCCUGCCAGACAUCGUGAUCUGGAUGCUCCAGGGGGACCGGCGGGUGGCGUACCACCGCAUCCCUGCUCACCAGGUGCUCUUCUCCCAGGGCUACUGUGGGAAACACUGUGGCCAGCUCCAGACCGUCCUCAUGAAGUACCCACAGGACGUAGAGGGCGGUGCUAAGAUCCCGGCGCAGCUUCGAGUGAAGGUUUGGUUUGGUUUGGCGGCAGACGUGAAAAACUUCAACCAGUUCGCCGAAGGGAAACUGUCGGUGUUUGCCGAGACGUAUGAGAACCAGACCAAGCUGGCGCUGGUGGGGAACUGGUGCACCACAGGGCUCUCCUACCCAAAGUUCAGCGACGUGACCGGCAGAGUCAAGCUCCCAAAGGAGACCUUCAAACCCUCACCAGGCUGGAACUGGGGUGGAGACUGGUUCAUCAGCCCAGAGAAAACGUUGCUGUAUGACACUGACGCAGGACACAUGAGUUUUGUGGAAGAGGUUUUUGAGAACCAGAUGCGGUUGCCAGGGGGACAGUGGAUUGGAAUGCCAGAAGGAUUCACUGAUGUGAAUGGGGAGAAGGCCAUUCCUAAAGAGGAGAUCGAGUGUCCGCCAGGUUGGGUGUGGGAGGACGUGGAGUGGAGUGAGGACCUGAACCGUGCUGUGGACGACCAAGGGUGGGAGUACGGCAUCACCAUUCCCCCCGACCGCCGGCCCAAGGCUUGGGUCCCAGCGGAGAAGAUGUACCACACCAACCGCAGGAGGCGCUGGGUCCGCCUGAGGAGGAGGGAUCUGCAGAAGAUGGAGGCCCUGAGAAAGCAGCGUCCAGAUGAGUCAGACCUGGAGGGCUGGGAGUACGCGUCUCUGUUUGGCUGGAAGUUCCACCUAAAGCCGCGCAAGACCGACUCGUUCCGCCGCCGCCGCUGGCGCCGCCGCAUGGAGCCGCUGGAGAAGACGGGACCGGCGGCCAUCUUUGCCCUCGAGGGCUCACUGGGGAGCGUGACAGAAGAUAGAAACGAUGACAAGUCUGUUACUACAACCUUUGGUGUCAACCGUCCGACCAUAUCUUGCUUUUUUGACAGUGGAGCUCGCUAUCACCUUCGCUGUUACCUGUAUCAGGCAAGAGAUCUGAUCGCCAUGGAUAAGGACAGCUUCUCAGAUCCCUAUGCGAUUGUGUCCUUCUUGCAUCAAAGCCAAAAGACCGUAACGGUGAAGAACACACUCAAUCCUACCUGGGACCAGACGCUCAUCUUCUACGAGGUGGAGAUCUUUGGAGACUGUGACAUCACUGACAAGAACCCCCCCAACAUUGUGGUCGAGCUGUAUGACCAGGACACCUAUGGGGCAGAUGAGUUUAUGGGCCGCUGCGUGUGCCAGCCCUCCAUGGUGGCCUCUCCUCCUUGUCUGGCCUGGUUCCCCGUCCAGAGGAGCGGAAAGCCGGCUGGAGAGCUGCUCGCUGCCUUCGAGCUCAUCCGCAGGGAGAAGGCCUCAAUUCAUCACAUCCCUGGUCAGGAGGGUGACAUAAUGCCUCCUGCCCAUAUCAUGGACGAGCUUAUUCUCCCAGGAUUCCUCUCUGAAAACCAGCAGCAAUGGCCAGAGGAGUCCGACCUGCCCUACCCACCCCCUCAGAGAGAGCCCAAUGUGUUCAUGGUUCCACAGGGCAUCCGGCCGGUUCUCCAGCGCACUGCAAUAGAGAUCUUGGCAUGGGGAUUGCGUAACCUGAAGAGUUUUCAGAUGGCCAGCGUGACCUCCCCGAGUCUGCAGGUGGAGUGCGGUGGCCGCAUGGUGCAGUCCUGUGUCAUCCGCAACACCAAGAAGAACCCCAACUUCGAUGUCAACACGCUCUUCAUCGAUGUGCGGCUGCCACAAGAGGAGCUGUACAUGCCGCCUUUGGUCAUCAAAGUGAUCGACAACAGGCAGUUUGGCAGGAAGCCGGUGGUGGGCCAGUGCACCAUCCGCUACCUGGAGGAGUUCCGCUGCCAGGAAGAGGACCUGGAGAGAGACCCCACAGAGGAUGACAUAGGAGCGAUGGCACCAACCCCCCGGGAUGACAUCCUGAUUGACAUUGACGACAAAGAGCCACUCAUACCUGGACAGGAGGAUGAGUUCAUGGACUGGUGGAGCAAGUUCUACGCCUCGACGGGAGAGAGGAACAAGUGUGGGACCUACCUGGAGAAAGGCCUCGACACACUGCAGAUCUAUGACAGAGAGCUGGAGAGAGUGGAUGGUUUCGAGAAGCUGGCAGACUUCUGCCAGACCUUCAAGCUGUAUCGUGGUCGAACUCAGGACGAGAGCGAGGAUCCAUCUGUUGUGGGAGAAUUUAAAGGCAUGUUUAAGAUCUACCCACUGCCUGAUGACCCGUCCACCCCCAUGCCCCCACGCCAGUUCAGCCUUCUGCCCCCUAAUGGCACCGCCGAGUGCCUGGUGCGAGUUUACAUCAUCCAGGCCAGUGGCCUACAGCCUAAAGACACCAAUGGCAAGUGUGACCCCUAUGUGAAGAUAACGAUGGGGAAGAAGACCAUCAGUGACCAGGACCACUACAUCCCCUGCACUCUGGACCCUGUGUUUGGCAGGAUGUUCGAGCUCAGCUGCACGCUCCCUCUGGAGAAGGACCUCAAGAUCGUGCUGUAUGACUACGACAUGCUGACGAAGGAUGAAAAGAUCGGCGAGACCGUCAUUGACCUUGAGAACCGGUUCUUGUCACGCUACGGAGGCCGGUGCGGUCUCCAGCAGUCUUACUGCGUGUCAGGUGUGAACCAAUGGCGUGACCAGCUCAAGCCCACCCUGCUCCUGCAGCGGCUCUGCGAGAGGAGGAGCUACCGGCCGCCGGUCUACAAGCCCGACAGCGUCCACUUUAGGGGUCUGGAGAUACGACGGGCAGCCCGCGAGGCCCUGACGCCAAACCCUCACUUGGGCCCUCUGCAGGAGCGUCUGGCCCUCCUCAUCCUUCGCCGGCAGGGGCUGGUGCCCGAGCACGUGGAGACUCGUCGCCUCUACAGUCCCUUGCAACCGGACAUCGAGCAGGGGAGGUUGCAGAUGUGGGUUGACAUAUUUCCCAAGUCCUUUGGGCCGCCAGGACCUCCCUUCAACAUCACACCUCGCAAGGCCAAGAAGUUCUUCCUUCGCUGUGUCAUAUGGAACACCAGUGAUGUCAUCCUUGAUGACGUCAGCCUUAGUGGGGAGAAGAUGAGCGACAUCUAUGUAAAGGGCUGGUUGCAUGGACACGAGGGGAACAAGCAGAAGACCGACGUGCACUACCGCUCCUUGGGCGGCGAGGGCAACUUCAACUGGAGGUUCCUCUUCCCGUUCCACUACCUGCCCGCAGAACAGCUCUGCGUUGUGGACAGGAAGGAACACUUCUGGAGUUUGGACAAGGCCGAGGCCAAGCUUCCCCCCAAGAUCACCAUCCAGAUUUGGGACAAUGACAAGUUCUCCUUCGACGACUAUCUUGGUUGUUUAGACAUGGAUCUGAAUCACAUGCUGCGGCCUGCCAAGUCUGCUGAGAAGUGCACUCUAGAUCUGCUGCACCAGGUCCCAGAGAAGCUCGUCUCCCUCUUCGAGCAGAAGACCGUGAAGGGCUGGUGGCCCUGUGUGUGUGACAGCAACGGGGAGAAAGUCCUUGCCGGAAAAGUGGAGAUGUCGCUGGAGAUUGUGUCGGAGCAUGAGCAGGAGGAGAGGCCUGCUGGGCAGGGCAGGGACGAGCCCAACAUGAACCCCCACCUGGAGGACCCCCAGCGUCCGGAUACUUCGUUCCUGUGGUUCUCCUCUCCGUACAAGACCAUGAAGUACAUCAUAUGGAGGCGGUUCAAGUGGCUCAUUCUUCUCUUUGUCAUUCUCUUCUUCAUCCUUCUCUUCGCUGGAGUCUUCCUCUAUUCCUUCCCGAACUAUGCGGCUAUGAAGCUGGUGUCCCCCUUUGGAGGAGGGCCGAAGGGGACUCAGUGAUGAGCUAUGUGCAGGGCUGGGGGGCAGUUUGGGGCAGUUGGGGGGUGUAGAUGCACUACUGAUCAUGGGUGGGACAAGAAAUAAUGUGGCUCUGUGGAUCGUGACACUGUAUAUCAAGAUCCAUUCACUGGCACCAAAUAACAGUAUUUUCAAUUUCCUGACUGUUACCAUUUUCACUAUGCAAUGACUUUUGUUUAUUUAAAUUACACCAUUUACCAUUUACAGACACGCACCUUUGCCAGGAAGAAAUCUUGAACUAAUCCCAGUUUUAUUUAUGAAUCAUUUGUGGUAUAAUACCAUCAUGCAACUUAGCCAACUGUCUCAGAAAAUUUAGCAUAUCGCAGAAUUAGCUGCACUGUCAUACCAUUAUUAGCCUUAAAACAUAACAAUAUAGACCUCUGUUCGCCUACAAAAAGGAACCAAAGCUGCCAUCUUUGCCCAUAUUGGGAGAUCCGGGUGUUAAUUGAAGCUAACUACCUAUGGCAAGUUGCAUUGCAAGUUAGCAAUAAUCAAAGUGUGCCGUCUUAACUUACCAAAGAUCACAGUAUCCACUAGAAGGCAGAGGACAAAAGUGUGUAGAGCAAAACAUCUGCAUUUCCGAUUUCUUCGUCCCCACGAGAGUUUAACAGGUGUGAUAAUUCAAAAUCCCCAUGUUCUCAA